Messenger RNA from Schistocerca piceifrons (Central American locust), 2482 nucleotides. RefSeq lists its product as uncharacterized. NCBI's taxonomy places the organism in Eukaryota, Metazoa, Arthropoda, Insecta, Orthoptera, Acrididae. The transcript has 2 exons. The record is from RefSeq and is a predicted model, not a curated record. The coding region runs from base 1530 to 2456 and encodes 308 amino acids.
CUUAGAUUCGAGUGCGGCUUAGAUUUGAGUAAAUACGGUAUAGGCCGCUUUAAGUGAUGAAGCUUGAAUGUUCAUCCUUUUGAAUGCAGGAGGUUUGUGAGUUCCUGCAUUCAGGACCGCAUACUUGUUUUUCAGUAGACACUGCACAAAAAAGGCGGUAGCAAAUCAUAUUUCUUCUCCAUAUUGAUGAUUUGAAAAUUCCAACUGUCUUUGACAUCAUUUGAAGGGCUGGCGGGAUAAAAGGGAUAAGUCUAUCAAUUCUUUAAACGAAUGUUUUUAUGCCCAACUAUACAUUGAACCAAUGGCUUUCGAAUGGUGUUGUUGGUUGCGGGAUAAAUGGCACCGGUCCUUCUAAAAUUAAAAAAAAACAAGAAUACUCUAUUCGGGGAUAAAGGAAAUCAGCCCAUUCCGUUUGAUCAAUAAAAGGGUUCAGUCCAAAGAUUCAUGGGAAUUGAGUGAAGACUGGGCUCAGUCUCAGCACUUGUUGCGCUGUGAACCAUGACUCAAAGGCACAUUUAGACUUGUUUCUAGAUUAGCCCACAGUAUUGUCCUCAGUCUCGCAACAAGACAUGAGUGAAUAAGAAGCUCCGAUAGUUAGUGUACAAUAGUGUGUGUUCAUUGCAGUUCGUGCUGCUAAACUGAGGCAAGUGGAGUUUAAUGCACAAAGUUUGUGGCUCUUAGUUUGUUUUUAGUGCAUCACAGUUCAGUGCUAAAACAGUUGACAAGUCUGCAGGAUUCACAAACAGUGGAUUCACAAACAGUGGAGAAUGAUGCUGAUGAGUUUCUAAGAAGUUCAGGGAUGAAAAAAAGAAAAGUGAGUGGUAGAAUGUCAGAUGUAAGGAAAAAAAUCAAUCUAAUGACUCAUGUUCUUGGCCAAAAUUGUGAAUGUCGACUUUGAUGUUUUUAAGUGGUACCAAAUUUAGUAAAACAUUCGAUACUUCGACAGUUUAAUCUCAUGGAAAGUAAAGAUGAGCAAGACACUUAACAUUAGCGGCUUGAUGUCUGUUCUUCCUGUACAGCAUCGACGUAAUCGGAAACCAGCCUCUAGCAGCAGAGGCUAGAACUAAUUCGGCCACUUUUAAAUACAGAGUCUGUGGUGAAAGGCUUUUUGUUCUUUUCAUGGAAUAGGGCGAAAAAAGAGUAGAACGUUUGUGCACUGAUCUGGCAGCUACUGGAUUUUGUGCAAAAAGCAAACAAGGACAGCAUGAUGUUAGGCCUCAAAAGAUUAAGGAUGAUGAUGUAAAUUUAAUCAGAAACCACAUUAAAUCAUUUCCUUCCAGGAACAAUCAUUAUGGUUUGAAAAAUUCCAAACAAACUUACCUGCAUCAAGAUUUGAAUGUAAAAAGAAUGUUUAAUUGUUUAAGGAACAAAAUCAAGGAGCAAAGGUGCUCUACCACUACUACAGAAAUAUCUUUUUAACAGAAUUCAAUAUCAGCUUUGGUUAUCCACGAAUAGACACUUGUUCUACUUGUGACGAAUUUAAUUCGAAAGUUAAAGGUUUUGAGACUGAAAGAAAGAACUGCACAAAUAUGGACAAAAGAAAAGAAAUAGAAAACGAAUUACAUCGAUUAACGACAUCAAACACACUUCACAAAAGAAAGGCUCAAACUUUUUACAAUAGAAAAAGUGCAGCAGGUCAUGAUAGUUGGACUUCUGUAGCAAAAGAAGGCAUUUGCUUUGAUUAUGGAAGAAAUUUACCAAUCCCAAAUGUGUCGACUAAUGAUGUCUAUUAUAAACAACAGCUGUCUUUGCAUGUUGUCAAUAUCACAGUUUUAUCAUCAGAGACUGUGGGAAAACGAGGAAGCAAUGACGUGUGCUCCCUUCUACGCGGCUUCUUUUAUAAUCACAUUCCACUAGAAGUCAAGGAAAUACACUUCUUUUGUGACGCAUGUGGCGGCCAAAAUAAGUAUACCAAAAUUACUCUCACUUAUCCAGUACAUGGCCACAGCUACUUAGACUGUGACAGACAAAUGGCUUCAUUAAACCCAAAAGCUUGGCUUGAGACACCUGAAGCUUGGAAGGAACACUUUGAAGCAGCUUGGCGAAAACCUUCACCCUUUGUAGUUCAACUUAUAACAGAAAAUGAACAAAACAGUGAUCAGAUUGUUGGGCAAAACAUUUUUUGGAAAUGGACAGAACACCUAACUCCACUCUAUGCAAAGAGGAAUUUUCCAAUUCGGCCAAUACGAGAGGUAAGGACCGACAGCACCACUGAAGACAUUCUUUACCAGACCAAGUACAACAGAGUGUGGGAAAGAGCAGUCAUUGUGAAAAGGAACAAUCAGCCACCACAAAAUGAAGAAUUCAUUCUACGAGGCCUCUGCUAUGAUGGGCCCAUUCUGAUAAGUGCAGCAAAAUAUAAAGACCACAGAGUGUGGACAAAUUCUGUGAACCUAAAGCUAGGAUCUUCUUUGAAAACCUUCAACACAAUUAAGCAGGAAGACAACACUCUCUGAUCAUAGUUUGUAUAACUACUUAACUU